UCCAUCGCUCGGUUGCCUCACACUCAAAUUCCCGACCACAGACCAAUUGAACACAGGACAACGCCGUAUUGCCCCGUUCGCCACACAACUUUUACAUCUGGAAGAAGAACAAGUUCAACAAUCUGAGGUGGUCGUCGAGGUUGAACUCUGCCCGCCUGGAUUCUGGGCUGCUUGCAGAGCCAGUGUUGUCACAAUGAAGGUGCUGUUGCGACCAGACAUCAUCGAAUUCGAUGUUGACAAAGAUGACGGCGGCGAUGCGGUCAACAAAAGUCCAAAAGUCAUUGCUGUGAGCAACCGUGGAGGGUCGGCCUCAGCCUUGCUACAAACGGUCAUGGGCGGCUCAGCGACGCUUUCGCUCGACAUGGUGCCCUCAACAUUCGCUGUGUCGCCGACUCCAACGGCCACGGCCCCAGUGCCCCUAGAAAAGGGCCAAUUGAGCAAGGCGAGCUAUGUUCAGGCAAUGUGGUUCCAGGAUACAAGGAAGCAACCGUCAAGAGAGGAAAUCUCGCGUAGUAUCGAGGCACUGAUUGAUGAAGCACCGGAGCAGGCGGAGGAGCACGAGGAGGGCACACAGCCGGUGUCUCUGCUUGUGGGCGAAAUCAAGGAGAGUGCAAGGCAUGACACUUCAAAUCAGCUCGUGCAUGCAGUGCAGCUUUGCAGCUACCUUGCGCCACGCACACUCGUCAGUGGCCUCGGGAUCCGCUAUCAUCCUUCAGAUUUGAGGGGAAAGCGCUGUGUUGUUGUCACUAACGUCCCUCUGCGGGAUGGACGCGGCAUCCUGAGUGAGGGCAUCAUGCUCUGCGACAGUCAGGGAGCUCUACUGUCUCCGCCUCAUGAUGCCAAGAUUGGAGCGCGCCUCAAGGUCACCGGGAAGAAAUCGGUGCUCAAACAACUCGAGCUCAGCAAUCAAGGAUACGCCGUGUGCACGAGCACACUUGCGAUGGAUGAAUGAUGAAUGUUGUCAAGUUUUGUAAUGUCGUUUAUGUUAUGGCCAUCUCCAGCACAGUCUUUCCUAGCAAGCACAAUCUGAUUCCUGCGUCUUCGAUGUACUUGGAUUGAUCUUGACCUCCGUCACUGCUUGUUAGCUUGGAGAUUGAAGCAAGGAUGAGCAUACUCGGUGCUGGCUCAGCGGCCGUGUCCAUGCCAGGCAAAGCAAGCGCA
Molecule: messenger RNA, 1161 nt
Organism: Protomyces lactucae-debilis
Lineage: Eukaryota; Fungi; Ascomycota; Taphrinomycetes; Taphrinales; Protomycetaceae
Exons: 3
Coding region: 194-952 (252 amino acids)
Molecular function (GO): tRNA binding
Source: RefSeq, a predicted model, not a curated record